Exophiala viscosa is the source of this 1304-nucleotide messenger RNA. RefSeq lists its product as uncharacterized. Gene Ontology annotation, molecular function: protein binding. Lineage: Eukaryota; Fungi; Ascomycota; Eurotiomycetes; Chaetothyriales; Herpotrichiellaceae. The record is from RefSeq and is a predicted model, not a curated record. Bases 217 to 1116 code for a protein of 299 amino acids. The transcript has a single exon.
UCUCAGAUCGACCUCCCCCUUCGCCAAUCACAAUCUUGAGACUCCUCGAAAGGACGGACCGACCUCAUCUUCACGGCUGAUCUAGUCUUGCGCUCGAGGUCUUGCUUGAUCCUGGGUGGAGCCGAACAGUACUACUCCAACAGGUCGAUUUCAUUACGGGGUGCAAGUCAAGUGAUUUACUCAACACCAAAGUGGUCCUACUACAGCCCAACAGCCAUGGGACAGCUUGUCGUUCUGUACAAGCCCAUUGUCGUCGAAUUACGCGAGGAGAAUUGCAAUACACUCGGAAAGCUAGUUGCUGCCAUCACGCAGACCUAUCCGCCAAUCUUGAACCGGCAUGAUGGCCUUGAGUAUGCUAUCCGAGGUGCCAAGCAAGGCAGGGUAGCACUGACAGAAGGUCAAUAUGACCCUAAUGCCGAGCUUCUCACCAAUAAUCGCCGACCGAUUGAGAUCAAGGCGAAGUUCAAGGCAAUCUACACCGUCAACAUUCGUCGAGCUUCUGCAAAACAUCUUUUCGGUGGCCCAAUCAUCGCGGAGGUAGAGGUGUACUGCCGAGACAGCUUCGGUAAAUUGAAGGAGCAGAUUGAACGGCAGACCGGAAUAUCAAAAGACUCUCAGCAGCUGGAGUUCAUGGGAUGGCCUAUGUUGGACUCCUCUAUUCUUGGUUUGCAGCGUGUCUUCCGAGGCUGCACAGUGGUUUUGAGGGUCAUGGCAAAGAUUACUUACCACUUCAAAGAUGCGUCAUGGUCGAUCACUGCCGGUGUGGACGAAUCCUUGCUGUUGUUGCUGGGACGAAUUGCUACCAACUUAAGUGAGGACGUCUCAAUGCUACGCUUCAGUUUCACCCACGCCUCCGAGGAUGUGGCAGCAACCGCCACAGAUCGGCCUCCAAAUCCUACUCAGCUCUUCAAAGCCGGGGAUGUGGUUGGAAGUGUGGCGGAAAAUGGUCUUACCAAUGGUGGUGCAAUCCAGGUAUAUCGGGAAUAUCGCAAACGCGAGCUGAACGACGAGACAGUACGCCCCAGCAAGGUUGAUGGGAAGAGUAAUCGUCAAAGAAAGCGCGAACGGCGAGAGAAAGAACGACGAGCCGUGCUGUCAAAGAGCGUCGCUACCUAAGAGACCUGGAAGAGCUGCCAUCUUCGUUGAUUGGCGAGUUGAGACAUUGGAAUCACGGCUCUUCUGCCUGGAGAAGGAAGAACUCAGCAAUCGAAUGAGGCCACGAAUUGGCAAGCCUUUCACCGAUUCUUCAACCUUUCAGCUAUGUAUGGGAUCGUCGAACACGGCAAAGACUGCCGCCGACAGAA